Molecule: messenger RNA, 1822 nt
Organism: Salvia miltiorrhiza (redroot sage)
Lineage: Eukaryota; Viridiplantae; Streptophyta; Magnoliopsida; Lamiales; Lamiaceae
Product: monodehydroascorbate reductase
Exons: 10
Coding region: 376-1680 (434 amino acids)
Cellular component (GO): cytoplasm
Molecular function (GO): oxidoreductase activity, acting on NAD(P)H; flavin adenine dinucleotide binding
Source: RefSeq, a predicted model, not a curated record
GAUCAAUGUUUGAUAAAAUAUUUUGAAAUAUUUAAUUUUAUAUAAUUAAAUGACAAAAAAAGAGGGGAGGUUUGGAAAUUUUGGACAAGCUAUUCAAACACUUCUCUCUUCUCCUUAUCUGGUAAAACCCAAUUCGUUCGAUGCUGCUCAGUCAUCUAAUCUUACGACUCAGAUUUUGACACGUGUCAAAUCACGUUGACUUCCUCAACGUUUCAAUCACGAACCAAUCAGAAGUCGACCUUUUAUACUGACAUCUCAAUGAACCUUCCCACAUUUCGCACCUAAAUCCAAAACUGAAACGAAAAAGUGUUCCGACUUCGUUUCUCCGCCGGAAUAUUCUUUUACAGAUCGUAAUCAUAUUUGAUCGCCAGCUUAAUGGCAGAGAAGUCAUUCAAGUACGUGAUCAUCGGUGGUGGCGUCGCUGCCGGCUAUGCUGCUCGGGAGUUCGCCAAGCAGGGAGUUAAACCCGGUGAACUGGCCAUCAUUUCCAAGGAGGCGGUGGCUCCUUAUGAACGCCCAGCACUUAGUAAGGCAUAUCUGUUCCCUGAGGGAACUGCCAGACUCCCAGGUUUCCAUGUGUGUGUUGGAAGUGGAGGAGAGAGGCUCCUUCCCGAGUGGUAUACUGAGAAAGGGAUAUCUUUGCUCCUCAACACGGAAAUAGUCAAAGCAGAUCUUGCUUCAAAGACACUUAUCAGUGCAGCUGGUGAAACUUUUAAAUAUCAGACAUUGAUUGUAGCAACUGGCUCUACUGUUAUUAGGUUGACGGACUUUGGCGUAGAAGGUGCUGAUGCCAAAAGCAUCUUUUAUUUGAGAGAAAUUGAUGAUGCCGACAAACUUGUUGAAGCAAUCAAAACAAAGAAAAACGGGAAAGCUUUGAUUGUUGGUGGUGGAUACAUAGGCUUGGAGCUAAGUGCUGCUCUGAGAAUGAAUAACAUUGAUGUCUGCAUGGUUUACCCUGAACCUUGGUGCAUGCCUAGACUAUUCACUGCCGGCAUAGCUUCCUUCUAUGAGAGCUACUAUGCAAAUAAGGGAAUUGAUAUCAUCAAGGGCACUGUAGCUGUUGGGUUUGGGAAGAAUGAAAAUGGAGAGGUUGUAGAUGUAAAACUCAAGGAUGGUAGGGUUCUAGAAGCCGAUAUUGUUGUUGUUGGUGUAGGUGGAAGGCCCCUCACAACUCUAGUUAAAGGCCAGGUUGAAGAAGAGAAGGGAGGAAUCAAGACUGAUGCUUUCUUCAAGACAAGCAGUCCUGAUGUAUAUGCCGUGGGUGAUGUUGCUACAUUCCCCUUGAAAUUAUUCAAUGAGCUGAGGAGAGUUGAGCAUGUUGAUCAUGCACGCAAAUCUGCUGAACAGGCUGUUAAGGCAAUAUUUGCAAGUGAACAAGGGAGUCAUAUUGAGGAAUACGACUACCUCCCAUACUUCUACUCCCGUGCCUUCGACCUGUCGUGGCAGUUCUACGGUGACAACGUAGGUGAGACCGUCCUAUUUGGAGACAACAACCCAACAUCGGCAACUCACAAGUUUGGAACAUAUUGGAUCAAAGAUGGGAAGGUGGUUGGCGUGUUUCUGGAGAGUGGCACUCCCGAAGAGAACAAGGCCAUUGCCAAACUCGCGAGGCUCCAGCCUCCAGUAGACAGCUUGGAUCAACUAGCCGCAGAGGGUCUUGCCUUUGCAAACAAAAUUUGAACUCUUUUUUCUUGAUUUUGUUAAAUAUAAUUACUUGUGUGUUCCGAUGCAAGCCUGCGGAUUAUUAAGUUUUCUUGUUUGUGGUUGCUUUUGCCGAUUAUACAAUAUAAUUUCUGGGAAUGAAAUGUUAUAUAUGUGGUCA